Molecule: messenger RNA, 7695 nt
Organism: Lethenteron reissneri (Far Eastern brook lamprey)
Lineage: Eukaryota; Metazoa; Chordata; Hyperoartia; Petromyzontiformes; Petromyzontidae
Gene: AHCTF1
Product: AT-hook containing transcription factor 1
Source: RefSeq, a predicted model, not a curated record
UUUGAGUGGAAAUGGCGGCGAGUGCGAAGCGCGGGAUGUGCAAUAGCGGGAGCUGGUGAGCAGCAGCAGCAUCAGCAGGAGGAGAAGACGACCCCGUGAGCUGGGAGUGCGGCCCUAGCACAAGCUCGAGCUGCUCCCCGCCCGCGUUCGUGUAGACGCGUCUCUUGCCCCUUCGCUUGCAAUAAGGCCAGAUUAGUGCUAGAGCCAAGGCGUCUGGGCGGCCUGCAGGUGGCAUGAGAGAGCUGCGGGCGCGUACCAGCAGCGGGCUGCUGCAGCUGAGUGCGGGCACCCGGCUCGCUCUGGGCACUGACGAGAGCGCGCAUGGAGCCCCUCUGCUGGGACAGUUUGCAAAAGAUGUGGGCGUGAGCUGGCUGGCUCGCGGUGCCGUGCUGGAGGUGUUGAGCCCGCGCUCCGGUCAGCGGCUGUCAGCGUACUGCUUCUCGGGGCCCAGCGGGGAGCUAGCCGUGUCGACUGUAAAAGGGCUGACAUGGGCUGGCGGGCGCUACUUGCUUGUGGGGCUAGAGAAUGCACAAAGGCACGAGGGGGUGGCAGGCAUUGGUGGUGAGGAGAGCGACUGCUCAGGCAUCGUGUGUCUGUACGACCUGGGAACAUCGCGCGUGACUCGUGCCAUCGAAGUUCCUGGCAGGGUGAAAGCCUUGGAGGUGGUGAGCAGUAGCGGCGGUGCCGAUGCCUCCACGCAGCACCUGCACCAAGACCUGCGAUGGCUGUUCGGGAUCGUGGCCGUGGCUACCCACACGGGGCAUGUGCUCCUACUCGAUUUGUGCCUGGACGACAUGUCCGAUGGCAGCAGUGAGGGCGACCCAAUGGGCCUCGAAGCAGUUUACGUAUCAGCAACGGGGUUGCCAGGGAAACGCGAGUCCGCUGGCAGAGAGGGGCGGCACAUUGGCCUGCAGCUGUGCGGCCCAGCUGCCUCGGCGGCGAGGGGGGAGGCUCGCGUUGGCUCAGCCCUCCUGUACGUGCAGCGCACCAAUCAGCUGGUAGCUGGCUUCUCCGAUGGAAACAUGCAAAUCUGGAACCUCGCCACGCUCAAAAGAGUGUAUCACACUCAGGUGGAUGGAGGUACAAUCCCUGUGAGUGCCUUUGCAUUCCAGGAGCCAGAGAAUGAUCCACGCAACUGCUGCUACCUCUGGGCGGCACAGUCUCUGCCUGACGUGGAUGGGGAGGUGGUGAGCUUGCAUCUCUUCCAGAUGCUCUUUCAAUCUCGUAAAUGCGUUCUUGGAGGCAAGGUCAUCUAUCAGGGCCUGAAGUACUGCGAGGAGUGCUACAGUCAGGAGCUGACGGACCAACUGUACCCUGCCCAGGGCUCCCCUGCGGGUAGCACCCUGCUGGGGUGCCAGGUGGUUGAGCGCUACCGGCACAGAGAAGACACAAUUCUCGAUGAAGGAGCCUUCUCCCCUGACAUAAGCGUGGCGGUGUUUGUGUGGGAGGCACAUUCCUUCAGGGCCACACAGCCUCUUGUUUAUCUGGGCAUCUUCGACAUUAACCGCUGGUAUCACGCCCAGAUGCCCAACUCCAUCAGGCUGGAGGACUCCAUGCAGGGCUGCAACUACUUCUCGCUGUGGUCGCUGGAGGCUCUGCGCGACGUGGCUGGGCCCUCUGCGUAUGUGCUGCAUAUGCUGGCUCUGGAGCGCAGCUUCAGCCAGGGCGUGCCCACCAUCCACCCGCCUCCAGAGCAAUUCUACUCCUCCACCUCCUACACCUUUGAUGUCACCUGCUUGAUGAACAAUGGAGUCGUGAACGUAACAUGCCCAGGACUUCAAACAGAGACCCUGAGUCAUCUGAGCCGUGCAUUGCUGCUGACAGCCGAGGGGCUGCAGGAGAGCUACAGCCGGUGCCGAGUAGCUGGGCUUCUGCCCUCGCGGCUCGCCAACACCACAGCCAACAACCUUUCAUGGGAGGAGAAAAUGGAGGCUGUUCUUUCUGUGGCACUGAAGAAAGGGAUUCUGGGAAUGAUAACAAGCUCCAUACGUGCCUGGGCAUCCACAGGUCAAGUUGAGUCCACGAGCAACCUUCGGUUCCUGUUGGAUUGGACUUGGAACAAAGUGGUGUCAACCAAGGAAAAACUGGAUCAAUUAUGCUUGCCACUUUUUGACGGCUCAUGCAACGCACUGGACCACCAGCGCAUGCAGGCACUACACGGCUGCCAACUGGUGCUACUACGCCUGUCCUCCUUGCUCGGCUGCUUCCUCUCAGAGGCACCAGCCCUCCUGCCAUGUGGUGUGGAGGACGUGGCUGGCAAGCAGAAGGUGGUGGGGCUGAUGGCGCAAUAUGCACAGGUGGUGUUCUGGUUCUGCCAUGCCGGCCUGCUGCCUGAAUCCCCAGAUGAAGAAGAGGAUGAUGCGGUUGGGAGGAAGGUGGUAUACCGAUGGAUGACCCUGCAACACUACUACAGCAUGCGCAGGCAACACCUGGCUCGGCUCGCCGGUGAUCGGUGGAAUGCCGACUGCCUCCUGAUCGAUGGCUUCGUGGCGGAGAUUGGGGAGAAGCUGCAGAGGCUUUGGAGAAGGGACGAGGGUGGCACCGGGCAAUACCCCCCACGCUCCCUACACGCCCUCCUGGACAUAUACCUACUGGAAGAUUUUGACUUCCAUACCAAGAACACCAUUGUGACGUACCUGCUCUUGGACGUGCAGCACUCGGGGCAGGAGCGGAGUGGCCCCACGCUCGAGUCCUUCCCGGCCUCCAUGGGGCUGCCCCUCGACCGCUUGCGCCUUGUGCACGCGUACUGGCUCCUCGACCACAAGGACUUCCAGGCUGGGCUGGAUGCCCUCUCCCACCCGGGCUGCCGGAACCCCCUCAAACCGUGGCAGCACGAGCGGGCGUUGCAUGCGCUGCUGAGCCAGCGCGAGGUAUCCCUCGCCCUGCGCUACCUCUAUCAGCUGCAGCCCCCCGUCAGCGGCACGACCGACGUUCUGCUUCACAUCACCAUCCUCCUCGCAAACAGGUGCGUGCUGGAGGCAUGGAACUUGCUGCAAAGGCACGUCCACAGAGACUCAGCCGGCGAGCUGCUGCAGCAUUUCUUCUCAACAUGCCUGGAGGGCGGCCUCAUGGAUCAGGUGCUGCGCCUGCCUUUCUCCCCAGCUGAGCAGGAGGUGCUGGAGCAUUUUCUGGACAGCAGCGAGCACCCGCUGGGCAAGGAGCUGCUCCUGGUCCACCACCUGGAGCACGCCAACUACCUCGCCGCCCUGCGCCUCGGGCACGGCAUGCCAGGCGUCCAGCCCGGCGAGCGGGACCCACGCGUGCGGGAGCGGGUGGCCGUGCGGCAGCUGAUGCUGGAGCAGUGCAGCAAGAUUCUGCCGCGCGUGACGCGCCGCCUGGCCUUCUCCGAGCGACCGCGGCCCUACCACCUCCUGCAGCACAGCACUCGUGGUGAGGAUGUGCCAAAGCCCCUCUCGACCGUGGUGCACCGGACGGGCGGGCAGGUGAUGUCGCGCGCCACAUUCCUCGGCGCUCUGCUGCGCAAGAUGCGGGAGGUGCACACAACGGGGGGCGACGCCGAGGGCGACGCGGGUGGGAGCACCCCAACCAGAGAAACAGAAGGUGGAGGUGUGGAGAGCAAUGAGCUGGAUGUGUUUCUGGACACACCCAUUCAGCGAAAAAGCACAAUGGAGGCCAGGUUGCAGCGCACCAUAGUGGCGCCGAGCCCCAUGGCGACGCCAUCUCGCAAGACCCCUGAGCGUUCGCCAGCUCCCCAGCUGGUGUCGCCUGCUGUUGGCUGGAGUUCAGCGAUGAGGUUGGGGAGGUUGUUGUCUCGUCGGCUCACCAGCCCGGGCACCGGCCAGCAGGCCACCGCCGCCACCAGCAGCAGCAGUGCCCGUGAACUGCUGCAGACCCCACCUAUCCUCAAGCGAGCGAGAUCCAUGGCCACCCGCGCAGAGGUGGACGGCUUCACGCCGCACUCCAUCCUGCGCAGCCGCCUACGCGCUACGCUCGCCGCGUCCGAGGUGCCUCCUGCCUCCCUGCUGCACCGCUCGAGGAUCUCCUUCAGCCUGGUGGACAAGGCCCCCACAGCCACGGACGUGGCUGCGCCAGCGGAUGGUCAACAGAAACCAAGUACAAGCGCCGCUGCCUCCAGGGCGUCCUUCCCAGUACCUGCACCUGGCCUGGAGAGGGUUUCUCACUUGGCAUUGAGCAGCAGCAGAAUCUCCUCUGCUGACGUGGGAGACCGCAACACCAGGCUGCUUGGAGACAUCACCAGCAGACCCAGCAUCCUGGACCGAAUCUCCAGCUCUCACUUCAGAUUCUCCACCACGCUCGGAGAUCAAGGAAGGGGAAGCUUUGGCACGAGUGAGAAUGGCCUCGGUGCAAGCACUUUGCAGAGGGAAGAGCCUGUGAUGGAAAGACAUUCACCUCAAGAGAGGCUUCACGAGACGGAGAAGUCGGAGGAGGAGGAGGACGACGAAGAGGAAGCAGGCCACGGGCAGCAUUCCGUCGUCCAGGAAGCGGCCGCCGGCAGGAGGGACGAGCACGCCGGCGAUCGAAGUCCCGCAACCCCCAAGGUUUCAACUGCCGUGGAGCCGGAGGACAAGAGCCUUGCGGAGUACGAGAACACAAGUGGCACGGUGGCAGAGACGUCAAGUAUCAACGCCCCAGAAGACUCCAUUAUCCUCGAGCUGGAGGACUCGGACGAUUUGAACGUGAAUGCACCAGAGUCGAGUGUGGACGAGCCUACGGAGGAAUACAUGUCCGCAGAGGAGCCCAUGGACCUUACGUCUUACGACGAUGAUGUUCCUAUCAGCAACGGGCCGCAGAAGGACGCACUGGCAAUGGUUGAGAUUGAGGCAGAAGUGCCGCAGUCAACCGUGGCCACAGACCCUGAGAACCUCGUCUCUGCAUUAACGAACAAGGAGGGCGAUUCACCCGACGACUCGUCGAACGAUGCCAACUCCACAGUGGAUUUGUCCAAGCUCUGCUACGUCUCCUCGGAGGAUGAGGAGGAUGAGGAAGAUGAGGAGGAUGAGGAGGAUGAGGAAGAUGAGGAGGAUGAUGAGGAUGAUGAGGAUAAUGAGGAUGAUGAGGAUGAGAAGUCAGAACAAGAGCAGGAGGAGGAGUCUGAGCAAGAGGAGGAGGCUGAGCAAAAUGAUGACGAUAGUGAGAUCACUUUCAAACCCUGCCACAGAGAAGCCAUACUUGCGAUUUCCAAAAGCGCUACAACCCAAGCUGUGUCCUCUGCUGGCCAUGAAAAUCGAAGUCACGCAGUGGAAGUGCUGGAGGUGAGGGAAGAAGCCAUUGACCUGGCCCUCCCCGCUGCUGCAGUGGUUGAAGAAGAAGAGGUGGAGCCUCUGACAGGGCCUGAACCUGUGUCCACCAUGGCUCCGUUUCCCGUGGAGGUUCGAGUCGAGGAUGCACAAAAAGUUGAGGUGGAUGUUCCAGAGAUGGACAAAGAGAGGCAAGAGACGUUACCGGACAUUGCUGACACAUCCGAGACCAACUCUACUUGUGACAUCAGAGCGCCUCGGGUGAAGGAAGUUGCAGCUGAAGAGUCGAAGGAAAAGGAAGAGGCUGCUACCACAAACACAAGUGUGAGCGAGGCAUGUGAAGGCGAGGAGUUUGAUGAUGAUGAUGCAGACCUAGCACUGCCAGAUUUGGAGGAAUCUACCUCAUCUGUGGAGGUUUCUCUAAAGAAACAGUCAAAUACCAGAGCAAAGAACAAAUCCAAUUACACGCAAGUUAAAGAUAAACAAACUCCCACGCGAAGAUCAGCCAAUAAAACGUCAACUGCCAAGCGUGUUUCAGGUGCAAAAGAUUAUUCUGAACAAUUGUCUCUGUCUGGUGAUAAUCAAGGAAGUGUGAGGACGAGUCUUCGCCGCAAGGGCAGGAACGUGACCACUGCCAACGAGCGUGAGGGUCACGUGGACAGCACGGCUGCAUACGACUCCGUGCCAGCUAUCGCCGAGCAGCCGGAAGCUUUGACGUUGACAAAAACCUCCGAAACAGAUUUCGCUCCCGAUUUGGCUGCAAGCGACGUACCCAGAAAGCGUCGCAGUCGGAGGCUCCUGCAGGCGUCUCUGGUCGAAUCGGUCGAAGACCACCCGACCACCGAAACUCCGGUGACGCCCUCGCGGGCGCUGCGACGCGGCAGACGCUCAAACCUCAGGCCCCUGCCGGAGGUGUUGGCCGAAACCCUAGCGGAUGAUGCCACCAAACCCGAGGUGCAACCGGCAACUCCCCUCGGCUCGGCCAGCGCCACGCGCUUUGAGUCGAAGCGGGCCCUCCGCUCGGCGAACAAGAGCAGCCGCACCUUGCCUGCCAUCUCGCCCGUCCCGGAGAACGCAGACGGCGGGGAGACUGUGCCGAAGCCAAGGCGCGGCCGCAAGAGCGCAAAGGCAGUGGACGUGUCCCUUGGUGUCGCCGACACGCCGGCGGCACCCGGUACCGUGAGCCGGGAGCCCUUCGAGUUCUCGCCUCCCAUCAGACGAUCCACCAGAUGCAUCGAGAAGGCCACGUUGCUCGACAAGUCACAAAUCGAGCUGCCCGAAAGGCCCACUGUGGUGGACUACGGCUUUUCCUCACCAAAUACUCGGAUGCGACAAUACAAGAAGUUACGGACCCCUGAAAAACAGCCGCAUGUGGAUGUGGCCACCGAAGAAAUAGUGGAGAUGAAGAUGCCACCCAUGGAGGACGAUGAGCCCAUUCCUGUGCAAGAGGCAACAGUACGGCAACGCCUUCCAAGGAAAGCCAAGAAAGCCAAAAGGAAGACAGAGUGGGUGCCUCCUGAGAUCGAGCUGAACUUGAUCUCUCCGCCCGUCACGCCCGCAUUCCCGAAGUCCUCGGUGCGGAAGAGGGGGCUGCAGGAGACAGAGCCGUCACUGCAGAGUGCCGAGGAGACGUCAACGGCCCGCACAGGCCUGCGACGGUACACGCGAAACGCCUUUGGCCGUUCCAGGAGCCGUGUGAAGCUUUGAGUGGGUCCCAGCAGUGUUUUAGAUUUUCUUAAAUUACUGUACUGUACUAGAAGUUGUUAGCUAAACCACCAAGGAAGGUGUUUAUAACUGACAUCAUUAUUUUGCUGCUGGUGUAAUUUCAUUUCUUGUGUAAAAGAGCCAUCAACGUCACCGUUAAAUAUAACAUGUACCCCGGAAAUGAUUCUUUUGAUGGCUUUAAAGUUGGAACCGUUGAAAGGAUAAUAUUUUCAUAUGCUUAUAUUUUAUUGCUGUAUAAAAGUGUUUGAUUUACAACCAAGACAGCCAUGGGAAAUAAAUGCAAGAUAAUGUUUAAUAGGUGACAUUUUAUUUUUAUUAUGCCAAAUGUCAAGUCCCGUUUUCAAUAGGCUUUGUGCAUUGAUCAUAUUUUUGCAUUCAACAAGAUCUAAUGUUGGGUGUCUUUUUUUUCCUAAAUUAAAUCAAAUUCAAGGAAGGGUGUCACUGUUCAAAAGGAUGAAAGGUACCUGGUGAAAAUACACUGCAAUUGCCCAUGGGAAUUUGACCACUUUGGUAUAUGCAAAUCCUUUAUUGUAUAGAAUUUGUACUUUGCAUAAUUCUAAAACUUUUCAAGGACUUGUUUGUUUAUAUGUGUAAAUUAUUGAGUGUCUUGCAGUUUUUUCUGCAAUUUGUGAACAAGUUGUUUUGUACGUGGCUGACAUUUGUGUACAUUUUAUUGAAAGAGGCAUUUCUGAAAGAUGAAAAUCUAUACUUGAUCUAAGUCGCAAAUAAAGCUUUAAGAAUUAUCACCUUA